CUGAGGUAUGGUUCAUCGUCUCUUAUCUUUCCGCCGUCUCUUACUACAACUUCAUAGCGUGUUUCGUGUCUUAGGUACUAGCAAUGUUCAGUCGUUGUCUUCACACACUGAGCGUGUUUCGUGUCUUAGCUUCUAACACUUUCGACUCCGAUGGAUCCUGCAAACUACACCUACCUUUCACCAAAUCAAAGAAAACGUGUAACGAAAAUGUCAUUCUGUGUCAUCAACGAGACCAGGCCGCCCCGCCAGCUUUGGUCUCUCUACUUGCUCAGGCCACUCAUUCAGCAUUGGUAGAACAGUGGCAUUUCUACUGUCAGGAGCCCCAACCCCGGGCCGAUGUUGUUCAAGCUCGUGGACGUUCAAUGGUCUUCCCACUUUGUCCUCUGCUAUUGGCUCUCUCUCGAACUUCUAGCAUGGUUGCACAAGCAGAACAUCUCUAGUUAUUUCAUGCUUGCUUUGCUGUAUUUCCCGAUCGAGUUGUGCCUUCGUCUACAGCUUCGUCCUGCCCGUGGCUUGGGGCGGGAGUCUCCUCAACGUUCACUUGAUCUCCAUGUUUGUCUCUUAUGACCAAUCCGACAAGACCAUCUGUAACCUUUGCCCAACUCAGGGAAAGCUUAUCUUCUGUUCACAUUACCCAACCUUCACUCUGUUUCCUUUUUCUAGUUCACUUAC
Suillus fuscotomentosus is the source of this 672-nucleotide messenger RNA. RefSeq lists its product as uncharacterized. NCBI's taxonomy places the organism in Eukaryota, Fungi, Basidiomycota, Agaricomycetes, Boletales, Suillaceae. The transcript has a single exon. The record is from RefSeq and is a predicted model, not a curated record. The coding region runs from base 84 to 440 and encodes 118 amino acids.